This is a messenger RNA of Fibroporia radiculosa, 1482 nucleotides long. RefSeq lists its product as uncharacterized. Gene Ontology annotation, cellular component: fungal-type vacuole. Bases 1 to 1482 code for a protein of 493 amino acids. The transcript has 13 exons. Lineage: Eukaryota; Fungi; Basidiomycota; Agaricomycetes; Polyporales; Fibroporiaceae. Gene Ontology annotation, molecular function: serine-type carboxypeptidase activity. The record is from RefSeq and is a predicted model, not a curated record. Gene Ontology annotation, biological process: proteolysis.
AUGCUCCUGACGUCGUGCCUCGCCGCCCUCGCCCUCGCGGUGUCCGCCAGCGCGACCCAGCAGUUCUUCUCGGCUCAGUCUCCCGCCAACUUCCAGUCUUAUGAUGCCGGGCUGUUCACUCCUCUUGAGGACCUGAGCCUUCUCUCGAAGACCGAUUUCACCACCCUCAGUCACCCUCUUUUCCCCAACUACAGCGUCCGCAUCAAAAAAUCCGACUUUUGUGAUGAAACCGUCGCUUCGUACACUGGUUACAUCGACAUCCAAGCUCGCCACUUUUUCUUUUACUUCUUCGAGAGUAGGAAUGACCCCGCUACAGACGAUAUCAUCUACUGGACCGCCGGAGGUCCUGGCUGUUCGUCUUCCCUGGAGCUAUUCAUGGAGUUCGGACCUUGCAGGGUGACGGAUGUCAACACCACUACCUUCAACCCCUAUUCCUGGAACGAGCGUGCCAACAUCUUCUUCGUUGACCAGCCCGUCAAUGUUGGGUUCUCGUACGCCGAGUUCGGCGAGGUGGUUAGCACGACCACAGAGGCUGCGAAGGACAUGGCAGCGUUUACCGCCAUCUUCUUUGAGCAUUUUAGCCAAUUCAAAGGCCGUGCAUUCCACGUGGGCGGAGCUUCAUACGGCGGUCGCUACAUCCCAGUGUUUGCAUCCGAAGUGUACGACCAAAAUGCCAGGCUCAUCGAAGCGGGCUUGACACCCAUCAACCUCACCUCUAUUUUGAUUGGAAACGGAUGCACUGACCCGGCCACCAUGACUGCCUCGUAUUACGACAUGGCAUGCAGACCGAUGCCUGUGGAUCCCAUCCUCGACAUCAGCACUUGUGUACGCAUGAAACAAGCAGUCGGGCGCUGCGAGAAAAUGAUGAAAGAGUCGUGUGUGGACAAGUUUGAGGCUAUCGGCUGCCAGGCUGCAUCAGUAUUCUGCGGUGCUGAGAUCGAGGCACCUUUCGAUGCGUCCGGUUACAACCCGUAUGAUAUUAGCAAGCCCUGCGACGGCGUCGUCUCGGACAAUCUCUGCUACCCGCUCUCCAAGACAAUUGAGAAAUACCUCAGCCGUCCGGUCACCCGCGCGUCGCUCGGUGUUGACGCCGUGGUGCCAGAAGAGUUCCAGGUGUGCAAUAACGACGUGAACAGCGCGUUCCACGUCUCGCACGACCACAUGUUCCCGACGCAGUUCUAUAUCGCGGCGCUGCUCGAGCGCGGCAUCCGCACGCUGCUCUACAUCGGCGUGAACGACUGGAUCUGCAACUGGGUCGGGAACGACCGCAUGGUGCAGGGCAUGGAGUGGACUGGGCAACAGGCGUUCGUCGACCAACCACUGCGGGAGUGGUCCGUUGACGGCCAGGUUGCGGGCCUCACGCGCAGUGCGGGGCCGCUGACCUUCUUGACUCUCGACAAUGCCGGGCACAUGCCCGCUUAUGACACGCCAAAGGCCGCGCAGGUAAUGCUGCAGCGCUGGCUUGCUGGGGAGGAAAUGUAG